Molecule: messenger RNA, 1245 nt
Organism: Electrophorus electricus (electric eel)
Lineage: Eukaryota; Metazoa; Chordata; Actinopteri; Gymnotiformes; Gymnotidae
Source: RefSeq, a predicted model, not a curated record
GAGAAGGGCGACAGCCAGGUAACAUUUACUGUGAAGGAGAUACGCUUACAUGUCGAGUUUUUACAAGGAAAAUAGUUCAGCCAACAUUAAAAAAACAAGUUAUGGAGCCGUGGAAGAGUCAUGUGCGUGCAGAAUUGUUUCAGAGGGACUGCAUGCAGAAAGAUCCUUUCUCUGGGCUCUGUGCUACAGUGUCGCGAUUAGAAGAAAUGCUAUGCCUUCAUAUGAGCCUAUUGGAAGACACUGAGAGACAGAGGCUCCCAGCUGAGGAAGAAAACCAUCUAAAACUGAAUCUGCAGCUGAAAGAGCGUGAACAUAUUAUAAAAGAGCUUACACAGAAAGUCUCAGACCUGACCAGUAAUCUAUACUUAAAGGAGGCAGAGCUUCAGUACUGUCACUCACAAGUCACCCGCUACCGUAAUGAAGCAGUUCUACUGGCCAGAGGAGUCAACUCGCUAAACAGUGAUAUAUCAGAUUAUCAGUAUAAACUGGAGUGUCAAUCAAAUGAGUUGGCAGCAUCGCAACUAGAGCAGAGAAGGCUGAGGGAGGAGCUCGAAGUUGCACGUCGACAAAAGGAGGAAUUGCUAGAACGCUGGCUCGAGGAGAAGAGGGAGGAGGCUGAACGGCUUAAUAAGCACAACGCCACACAAGAGAGAUGGAAUCGUUUUGCUGGUCGAUUGAAAAGGUUACACUAUGGAAGGCCCCGUCCACCAUCCUGUGCAACUAGCACUGGCACAAAUCAUCCAGAGAAGCUCAACUGAUUUGUCCACUGCCAAGCAUGAAAGAAUGAGUUGCUAAUAGUCUUUUCAUUCAGUUUCUUGAAAAUGCCCAUUUUGCUAAAGUUUCUUAUUUCAUAAAAAAAUAAGAAAACUGAAUUCUAUACUAAUGCAUAAAAUAAGAUUUGGGCAAAUUAACUCUUGUCAAAACAAGCUCCUGAACUAAUAUAUAGAUGGCAUUUGGUAUUCAGUAGUGGGAGGCUUUGGUUGGAAUUUUUACAAUUUUUUAUUAAAAAAGUUAAAUAAAUUUCGAAAUUCAAAAGACAAAAAGGUAAAUGACAAUGUCCUUUUUACGAUUAUUAAACUUGUAUUAACAUGAGAAUUUCUGAGGCUUGAUUUAAUCUCUAUCCAUCUGGCAGAAGAUUUUCAUUUUCACCAAAAGCAGCACUUCUUCCCCCAGAGGGCACUGCAUUGCAAUGUAAUGAAUAAAGGACAAAUGAGCCUGUACACCUGAGAGUUGAAUAUAGUAUGC